Monoraphidium neglectum is the source of this 696-nucleotide messenger RNA. RefSeq lists its product as hypothetical. The coding region runs from base 1 to 696 and encodes 231 amino acids. The record is from RefSeq and is a predicted model, not a curated record. The transcript has 3 exons. Lineage: Eukaryota; Viridiplantae; Chlorophyta; Chlorophyceae; Sphaeropleales; Selenastraceae.
AUGUGCAGCUUCCGCCACGUUCUGGGCAUCGAGGCGGACGAGCAGAUGGUGCUGGCCGCCAAGGAGCUCAAAGCAGAGGGCCGGCUCGAGUUUGUCGCGCGGGACGGCGGCGGCAACGAGGUCCAGCUAGUGGCAGAAGUCCCAAAUGAUGUCGACCGCGACAGAGUGCGGUUUUGGCACUACCCCCACCUGCCGGCGCUGCCCCCAAAGCUGGCGCCCGUGGACGCCGUUGUGUUAGAGGACGCCCACGGCCGCCUGGACGCCGGCCUGGGGCAGCUUCUCGAGCAGCUUCCCGCCGCCCUGCUCCCGCGCGGCGUGGUCGUGGUCUCGCUGCCGGCGCCGCGGGCGCGCGCCGGCGGCGGCGCGGCGGCUGCGGCGUCCGCGGAGGCGGCGGAGGGGGGCGCCGUAGUGGGUGACUGGGAGGGAGGGUGGGGUGAUGGGGCCGGCGGCGGCGGCGACGGCGGUGGCGGGGGUCAUGAUGAUGAUCCCGCUGACGAGGUUGAUGCGGAGGCUGUGAAGCGGCGCAUGGCGGGGCAGGGGCUGGAGUUGGUGCACGAGGAGCUGCUGCCACUGCCCCGCAGCACCAGCAGCCGCGGCGGCGCGGCGGGCGCGGCAGCAGGCGCGGGCUGCGGCUGGCCGGCGGCGGCGUCGGCGGCGGUGCUGCUUGUUUGGAAGAAGCCUGGUGUCGUGUUUUGA